AUGGCAAUCAAGUUCAUCUUCUUAGCAUCAUCAUCCCUGUUGCACGGACUGCUGCUCUAUUCCUUCUCAAUAGCAGCUGAGCCUCUUCAGGACAAGGACACUCUGCUCGAUUUCAUCGCCAACAUCGAUCAUUCCCCGGAACUGAUCAAUUGGGACAGAAACAUCUCAGCUUGUGGCGGAGGAUGGACAGCGGUGACAUGCAAUGAUGAUGGUUCGAGUAUCGCCGCGGUUCAGCUCCCCAACGCAGGGCUCAGUGGCAUCAUCCCUACCGACACUCUCUCCCGGUUAUCUGCUCUUCAAAUAUUGAGCCUGAAGUUUAACAACAUCAGUGGCAAUUUCCCCUCUGAUCUUCUGAAGCUGAAGAAUCUGACAGCUCUUCAACUAGAGUUCAACAAUUUUAAUGGUCCAUUGCCUCUGGACUUUACAGGGUGGGAAAAUUUGGAAACAUUGAACCUGUCGAGCAAUGGCUUCAAUGGCAGCAUCCCUCCAUCUCUCUCCCAACUGUCUCAUUUAACUGCUCUGGAUAUUUCAAACAACUCACUUUCCGGCGAAGUUCCUGAUCUCGGCAUCGCUAGUCUGAAACAGCUAAAUUUGUCGAACAAUGAUCUUGUUGGAUCAGUGCCUCCAUCUCUCCUUCGAUUCCCUAAGUCUGCCUUUGCAAGUAACAAUAUGCUCAAAUUUCAUAAACUUCCCAUUGUGGGAAUUGCUGUUGGUUGUUCCGCAGCAGUAGCAGUAUUUGUUGCAUUGGUGUUGAUCUUUAUCAGAAGGAAGAAAACUUCGAACUCUAAUGCUCCCAUACUUCCAUCAUCACGGCGAAAAGCUACAGCAAUGAUGACGAGUUCAGGCGUGUCGAAUCAUUGCAGCAGCAUGAUAUUUUUCGAGGGAUGCAAUCUUGCAUUCGACCUCGAAGAUCUGCUGAGGGCGUCUGCGGAGGUUCUUGGCAAGGGGAGCUUCGGGAUGACGUACAGGGCAGUGUUGGAGGACGCAAGCGCAGUUGCAGUCAAGCGUCUGAAGGACGUUCUUAUCGGCGGAAAAGAAUUCAAACAGCAGAUGGAAGUAGUCGGAAACAUCCAUCACGACAACAUCGCUCCAUUGAGAGCUUAUUACUAUUCCAAGGAUGAAAAGCUGAUGGUUUACGAUUUCUACUGGCGAGGGAGCUUGUCGGCAUUACUGCACAACAUGCAGCAGAGGGUGCCUUUGAGCUGGGAAGCAAGGUUAAAGCUCGCGAUAGGGGCAGCAAGAGGGAUUGCUCAUAUCCAUUCACAGGGAGGUGGGAAGCUCAUUCAUGGGAACAUAAAAGCUUCGAAUAUUUUCCUCAACAGCCAAGACUACGGCUGCAUAGGUGAUCUCGGGUUGGCAACAUUGAUGAGUCCUAUGGGAUCAUCGGUGCUGCAGAGUGCAGGAUAUUGUGCGCCGGAGAUCGCGAGUACUGGGAGGUUGUCGCAAGAGGGAGAUGUGUACGGCUUUGGAAUUGUACUGCUGGAAAUUCUAACAGGAAAGUCACCUGCUAUAACUUCAGGCAGGAGAAAGGAAGGGAUGCACUUGGUGAAAUGGGUUGAGGCUGUCGUGCACGAGGAGUGGACGGGCGAGGUGUUCGACCCGGAGCUUAUGAUGAUGUAUGUUGAUGUGGAUGAAGAAAUGGUGGCUAUGUUGCAGGUGGGGUUGAGCUGCGUGGCGGGAGCGCCCGAGCAGCGGCCGAAGAUUGGGGAGGUGUUGAAAAUGGUGGAGGGCAUUAGAUCAUUUUGAUCCUCCUUGUGGCUCUAGAGGCAGAUAGAGAGACCUAUUUCUUGCAUUGUUAGUUUUUGUUUGGUUUGGUGAAGUUAGUAGCUGAUUGAAUGGUGAUUCCUGGAGCUAUCCUUACUGUUCUCAUUUGUGAUAUUGAUCUUGGAGAGGUUGGAGGUUGGGAAGCUGACAGGUAACCUACCCGACUAAUUUGAUUGAAUUGAGGUAGAGUCAGAUGUCAAGUAGAAUUAAUAUAUAUAUAUAUAUAUGUAUACAUAUUCUUCCUGCCUGCCACUGAUGUUCCAAGAAUACCAGCAUCAGGGGAGGGGUCUUCUACAUUUUAUUUUUUUUCUUUUAAUUCUGGUUCCAUCCAUGGCUGAUGGAUGAUCUGCUCACCCCCUCAAUUGCUAAAUUCAUCUUUCAUGUAAUAAAAGAAUCUACUUUGCCUGGA
Andrographis paniculata is the source of this 2173-nucleotide messenger RNA. Its product is annotated as probable inactive receptor kinase At4g23740. Gene Ontology annotation, molecular function: ATP binding; protein kinase activity; protein binding. Gene Ontology annotation, biological process: protein phosphorylation. The transcript has a single exon. Lineage: Eukaryota; Viridiplantae; Streptophyta; Magnoliopsida; Lamiales; Acanthaceae. The record is from RefSeq and is a predicted model, not a curated record. The coding region runs from base 1 to 1746 and encodes 581 amino acids.